ACGCGAGACAGCGCCGACACCAUGCCUGCGAAAGGUGCACUCGUUGGCAGCCUGCUGCUCGCAAUUUCUCUGGUCUCCGCGCUUGAGCUUCCGCUGCCAAAACCUGGCGAGGGAAACGUGCGACAAGUGCACGCGAUCUUCCGGCAUGGAGAACGCACACCAGCAGAUACAUAUCCUAAAGAUCCGCACAUUAAUCAAGCCUUCAGUCCUGUUGGUUGGGGCCAGCUAACCAUUAAUGGUAAGCGUCAGGUGUACGCCCAAGGCCAGUGGCUGCGAGAUCAUUACCAUAAUUUGGUCGGCGACGACUAUGGCGCCGCUCAUGCCCAAAGCACGGACGUGGACAGGUCGCUGAUGACCGCCCAACUGGUGCUCGCGGCCAUGUUCCCUCCAGCCACCUACCAGGAGUUUGCACCUGGACUCAGGUGGCAGCCGGUGCCCGUCCACACCACCCCGCUCAAAUACGACAAUCUUUUGCUGGUGCGAGAACCAUGCCCGAGAUAUUACGAGGAGCGCGACAGGGUCAAGGCAGGUGCGCCUAACACCGAGCUGCUGCAGAAGAACAAGGAACUGUUGGACAAGUGGACGGAGCUGACUGGCCUCAAGGUGGACAACCUGGACGAAGUGCAGAGUCUCUACAGCACUCUUGUAGCAGAGACACGCUACAAUUUGACCCUGCCGGAGUGGACAAAGGCAUAUUUCCCAGAUGCCUUCAUCAACAUGACCAGCUACAGUUUCCUGAUUAAUGUGCAAACUCCUCUUUUGCUCAGGCUUAAAGCUGGGCCCCUGGUAAACAAGGUUUUGGCUGAUUUUGAGAAGGAGGCAGCUGCCCGACAGAAAGUGAAACUUUACCUUUACUCUGGUCACGACUCCACUGUCGCCAACAUCCUGGCAGCUUUUGGCCUCUACAAGGCCCCCUACAUCCCUGGCUACAGCGCCCUGGUCCUGCUCGAGCUUGUCGAGCCAACGCCUGGUCACUUUGCCGUCAGAGUUUUCCGAAGAACUGAAGAGAAGCCAGAGCCAGAGCCGCUGAAAAUCCAAGGCUGUGACUUUGAGUGUCCGUUGGAGAAAUUCCGUGAGCUGACGGAGCCCAUUCGUCCCGUAAAUUGGUACGAAGAGUGCAAAGCCGUGAGCAAGGACUUCGUGCCACCCCCUCCACCUCCCCCUUAAAAUACUCAGGAUUCCAAAUCGCUGCCAUAUUUUUUUAUGAAAUAUGAUAAUAAUACUCAGAGAAACGAAUCUAUAAAAUUUAAUGUCUCAGCAAUAAAAAAAUUCGUUAUA
Neocloeon triangulifer is the source of this 1278-nucleotide messenger RNA. RefSeq names its product lysosomal acid phosphatase-like. The transcript is spliced from 7 exons. Gene Ontology annotation, molecular function: phosphatase activity. Lineage: Eukaryota; Metazoa; Arthropoda; Insecta; Ephemeroptera; Baetidae. The coding region runs from base 22 to 1167 and encodes 381 amino acids. Gene Ontology annotation, biological process: dephosphorylation. The record is from RefSeq and is a predicted model, not a curated record.